AUGACAUGGGUAUCCUCUAGCCCGUUGUUGCUGGUACCGCUCCCGAAAGGCUUUGUUGAUUUUGCAACCGUCCCGCAAACUCCCCUAUUGGCAAUUGCUACCGACACAGCACUACUCAUUCACCACGCCAGUUCACUUGUGCCGAUCAGUGUGCACGAGAGAAGCAGUGAAUGCCUUGAAAGCCAUGGCAGAAGUGUCCAAAUCAACGUAAGACAGGUUUCUGUCGAUACAUCUCGCCUAGAUCAGCUCCAUGCUACGAACGUAUUUGUCCAGACUGAAUCCAAUUACAUUUUGGUGUACCAUCUUUUGAUCAACUACUCAAAGUCCCUAUACGAGAUCCAUGAUAAGAAAAAUGACGAUGAACUUUUACAGAAUUCGUUGCCCCUUGCUCUGCUGUCAAAGUUUUCCUUGACAUCACUACUCAAGUCAGCUACAAAAUCAAUACUUCAAGGGGGGCUGAAUAUUGUCAAUCUCGAGAACGUUGAACACUUCAAUAACAGUACAAACGACGACGAGCAGCGUAAUGAUGUCAUACCCUUGGUCAAGGUAUCGUUAGUGAAAAUUUUAAAGAUGAACGGUGUUAUCAAAAGUCUUUGGUGCAAGCUGAAUUCUCAGACAUUGCUUUUCCAUAACGAUAACGAAGAAAUCCAGGUGCUCAAUUUGAAGACACAAAGGUGUGAGGUAUUCAAGUUGGAUGACUAUGAAUGGUUUGAACCGCACUCGUUGGUGCUGUACGAUUUGACGAAGAAUCAUUUUGUGUUCGUCAAUACAUCAAUGAACGUUCUGCUCGUUGAAAUUGCUCAUGAAGAAGACGACACAUUGUAUCUCAAGAGAAUUGCACUCCUCAAACUUGAUAAACCUGCUAAGUCAAUUCAACAUAAUCCACAAUUCGAUUUGUUUCUUAUCGAAACAGACGAUUCUUAUGAUCUAUACAAGAUAGAUUAUUUGGGUAAAAAGCACUCAAUGGCAUUCAUUAAACGAGUCGUCACCUCAAAAAAUCUGACGAGCUGUCAUUGGGCUCCUUGCGGAUCAUUCUUUGUCGUUACCGAUCUUAAAAAUGGUUAUUGGAAGCUUAUAUCAAAAUUUGGAGCCACGCUAUUUGACUCAGAAGCCAUCCAGUCUGACUUCAACAAAACUGAAAACCUGGGCUUGAAGCAACUUUUCGACUUUUGCCGCUCAUCUAAAGUUCUCGUGUCUCCCAGCUCACUAGCGUUGUACAUAAUUGACAGCCAAAAGAAAAAUGUCCAUUUCAUCCUGUUAAUCUCAUCUCAGGAUUUGCUAGGUGAUGCUGUUCUUCAUGACCAAACAAAUGUUUCACUACUUGAAGCUGACUAUUCAUUCCAUAAAGUACCAUUGAUACCACACUAUCAGAGGGUGUUGACAAAGUAUCAUCAUAUCAAUGGUACUUCAAAAAGACUUUCAAGUAGAAAGCCCACUGCACACUUCAUUAUCCGAAAGAAUUUUGCAAAUCAGUUGUCUGUAUCUUAUGGAGAUAGAAUUUCCGUAAGUACCCCAAUUUCACGUGGACUGGAGGCUCAACAUGCACUUUGGUACAACUUUGUGAAUCAUCAUAUGGAGUCAAUGAAUAUCAUCAAUCACCACUGGCUUGGCGGCAACCUUGUGUUGAUCAACAGGUUCGUUAGAGAUGACAUAGAUGAUGAUGGAACUGUUGACUUGAUGGCAGAUGAAGUAGUUGUUAUGAAAACAGCGCUAUCCAGACUUGGAUCUGGUGGUGUAAAUUUCAGACUUGACACAGAUUUAAUUGUAUGGAGACAUCACUUCAAGGCAAAAAUUUUGAAUGCAGAUAUUCAGAAUGACGAAGAAAACUUCUCUAAAUUACUCGUUUUGAUUACAGGGGAUCUGAAGAUUGUCAUCAUUGAGUUUAACAAGCUAGGAGGCAAUGAAGAUAACAAACUAGGCAUUAGCAUUCGCCGGUCUAUUCACUUGUCUAGUAUUCAGCAUAAACUUGCAAUUCCAUUGAUUGCCAAGAUGGUAAUGGCGCAACAAAGACACUUUUUUUUCCUUCUUUCCAACGGUGACUUAUUCUUGCUCAAAAACCAACAUCUUGAAGGGGAUAAUGCUCCUACUGGUAGGGGCCUGACACAAACGAAUAAUAUGUAUGAGUUGGUGAAGAUUUGCAACGCUGUUGAGACGAUUCACAUGAACAACAUAGAUUUCGGAUGUGGCAAAGUAAUUCCUCAUCUCACUGUCAAGACUGGAGAUGAGAUAUUGAUAUACAAGACACAAGAGCUUGUUGACUCUGUCUAUACCUUUGAAGGAGUUGCAAAACACCCUGGUAUUGAAGUUGAACAAUCGUUGCGUCCCAUUAAGGUUUGCCUUUCGUCCAUGCAAGCUCUCAAAACGCAACAGGUUGAUGGCGCGAUAGAGGUCACAGGAUUUGAAUACCAGACAAUAAUUAAGAAUGAACAUCUUAUCGUCAAGCACAGACCUAGCAGGCAGUUAAUUCUGAACAAAUUUAUACAGCAUGACCUAUUCGAAAGCAAUUUGGAGGUGACAAAUAUUGUUAACACAUACAAACAUAUUCCGAACUUUGACUACUGUCUCGAGCUACUUUUAUUUGACUUCAUUGAUGAGCAGUCCGACUCUGCAUUCGAGAGAGUGAUGAGACUCGUGAGCAUCACAGACAAGGCUGACAAUAUCUACGUCAAUCUUUUACGAAAAAUUGAAAUAUGCUAUUGGCACAAGUUCUUCAAGCUUCUCAAUGAGACCCCGCUCAAUUUCAUGAACAGAUUGAUCAAGUCUCAGGAUGUGGAACUUUGCUACAACUACCUCAUAGUAUAUUUGAACUUCAAGAGAGAGUACGAAUCGGCGGAAACCCCUGAGGACGAUCAAGCCCUACUUGACUCGAAGGAUCGACAAAUUAUUCUUCGUAUAAUUGAUCUUUUAAAAAGUUCUGAAAGUUGGGACCACUGCUUCGAAUUGUGCAGAUUUGUGAAGCUACUAGAGCCAUCCGGCGAGCUUCUUCAGCAAAUGCGCACCCAUAUUCAGUGA
Molecule: messenger RNA, 3012 nt
Organism: Candidozyma auris
Lineage: Eukaryota; Fungi; Ascomycota; Pichiomycetes; Serinales; Metschnikowiaceae
Gene: RIC1
Product: Ric1p
Exons: 1
Coding region: 1-3012 (1003 amino acids)
Biological process (GO): intracellular protein transport; retrograde transport, endosome to Golgi
Cellular component (GO): cytosol; Ric1-Rgp1 guanyl-nucleotide exchange factor complex; Golgi membrane
Source: RefSeq, a predicted model, not a curated record